Messenger RNA from Ustilago hordei, 651 nucleotides. RefSeq lists its product as uncharacterized. NCBI's taxonomy places the organism in Eukaryota, Fungi, Basidiomycota, Ustilaginomycetes, Ustilaginales, Ustilaginaceae. The record is from RefSeq and is a predicted model, not a curated record. The coding region runs from base 1 to 651 and encodes 216 amino acids. The transcript is spliced from 2 exons.
AUGGCGACGUGUUCGCCAUCGCUGGGCUCAAGUGCCGUGAGGUGUCACAGAGAUCAUCACCGAGAACGCGGCACUUUACGCGUGAAACAAGUCCGCCGUCCGGCUUCCAUUCCAGCUCUUGACGUUAUGCGAGACACACACACGGGGGGACGAUAUCCAAUGGAAAGGCGGGUGCGGUUCAGCGCUCUUCGAAAAGCACAGUCGAUCCUGUCAGAUGGCAGAAGCCGCCUCGCAAUGAAGUUCGAGGCCGAUGGUCAAGACAGCAAGGUGCAGGUCAUGGGAUGUAUCGUCGGUAAGGCAGAGCCCGCCAAGGUGAUGAGGGCCGUGGCAGAGGCGGAGGCAAUUAGCCGCAAUGGCGGACGAGGACCCGUCUCUCGAUGGUGGCCAAAUGUCAACCCUCCUCUCAAAUGUUUGUACAAUGACAGCGAACCAGAAGAGAACAAAGCUAAGAGUCCUGAGAGGAGAGACGAAGCUUCUUACCGCGCCUCGCAAGCUUCAUUAUUGUUCUUCGUAGAUACGAUGAGCCAAGUGACACAAAUAUCCACCAAUCACCGCCGUUCGAAUCCGUCUGGCCGAUCCGAUGGUGCAGCUUUCCUGUCCCUUCUAACAAUCGCCUCGCCCCGCUUAGCAAUCGAAAGGCAGCGAGCGUAG